UGGACGGGCAUCAUCUCGAUUGAAAGCUGUAACUGUGAGAGCUGCAAUUUUCCAAGGAAAUAACCAAAAGCUUGCUGAUCCAACCAUCAUGGAGGUAUGAGUAGCCUCUAAAAUUUUAUAAUCUAUGUUAGUUCGGUAAUUUAUUUAUUGUUUGAAGUUCACCGGCGAGUUUUCGAGACUGCUGGUUGUGCAAUCAUGCGACGCGACGCGAAACACAUCUGGCAAUAACGCUGAUAAGAAGUCCUCGUAAAUCUCCAGGCUUAACAUUUCUGCAUUUUAUGUUUUGAUAUCUCAACGGUUAAAUUCUAAAGAAGUAUCUGCCACGUAUAUUAUCAGCUGCAACCUUUUUUUCGGGGCUAAAUUUUAAGUAUAGGUAAAUUUUAGACUUUGUACAAAUUUUAGUUGGUUUUUUUUCAAGUUGGCGACACCCAGUUGCAAAGGUUGUUAAAUUUUUUGCUUCUUUGUGACAUCAACUAAACUUGAGCAGAUCUUAAGCUCGUGGAGCAUUUAGUUUAGCCACAUGAUCAGCUGUUAUUAGUCACGAGAUUCCAGAAAUGUUCUUUUACAAUCGCCAUGAAGACAUUGUUUUCAGUUGAUAGAAACUGAAGUCACGUGAGUCAUGAAAAGCUGAUCAUCAUAAUAACUUAAUUUGGGCAUGGGCAUACAUAGCAAGGGCUACUACACGCAGGCAUUUACCUUGAGGAGCUGUAUUUUAUUUUUAUAAAAAUAUUAGGAGACAUUUUCUGAAAUGGUAUGAUGGUAGAUACAUUCACCCAGAAAUGGCUAAAAUGAUACCAGAAAGAAGAAAUCCUUACCCCUUCAAAACAUUAAGUUUAUAAAUUUAUUGAGAAGAAAUUACAGAACAAUAAGCAAAAAAAUUAACAUGUUAGUAAACAUGUAAAACUACCUUGACAGAGAUCUGCUGGAUAUCUGUUUUCUAUUGCUGGGUUUUGAGCAUUUAUGAUUAAGACAUUGCAAUAAUACAACUGUACAAUUAAAAUUAGAGUUAAUAUAUAUAGUUAUCUUAAGUCUCUUACUCAGAUAAGGUGGUACUAGAAAUUUUGACACAUCAACUAAACUUCUUUGUUUAACUUCUAAAGGUUGAAAUUCUGGAUAUCAGAAGCCGAAGGGUUUUACACACCCUGAGUGAAGUGAGUCAGAUAUUUACAUUACAAAAUAUGAUUUAUACAAAGCAUGAUACAUUGCAUUAAAACCAUAUACUGGCAUACAAUAGAAAUUGCUGUUAUGUUUUCAAGCAGACAGUUCACAAUAUUGGUUUUUUUUUUCUUAGUUUUUAUGGGACUCACAACAGUUUUAUCUGUAUCUGUACAAUAAAACUUACCCAAUAUGUAAGCUUACAGCACUUUACUUUUUGCAUAAUUAAAUUUAUGUAUCAGGCUGCUAUGGAAAGAUUUAAGUAAAAAACCAAGUACUGAUUGCUUUGCCUAUAUGUAUAAUCUAGUUGACUCCUUCAUCUACAAUUGCUGAUGUGAAGAAUGCAUAUCACAAGAAAUGUAAGUAGCUCUGAAUGUUUUGUCUGUCAAUCCUUAGUGUUAGUGGUGAAAUUUAAUAAUGUCGAGAAUAUUUGGUUUGGGUGUGUUGCGUUUUUUGUUGUUACUUUGGAUUUACUUGUUUGUGUUUUAAUAUGUUAAUGCAGUUUAUUGCUAAACUAGAGCAUUUAAGUAAACAUUUUUUUUAUUUUAUACUUAACACAUCAUCCACAAUUUCAUAUUUGGUUUUUGCUUCUAAGAACUUAAAAAUAUUGAAAAAUUGAGUAUCAAGAGAUUGUUUUAUUUCUUAGUUCCCAAGUUUUAUCCUGAGAGGCAAUCAUUCCGCCUCGAGCCAAGUGAGUAAUUUUUUCAUCUUUUGCCCUUUGAAUAGCAAAAAGUUUGUGGUAACUCUACAAUUUUGUUAAUUUAUUUUAAUUGCAUUUGAUUGAAGAGGGAAAGUCAUUAAAGGAUGAAGAAACUUUGGGCUCCUUGGAGAUUAACAAUGGAUGCAAAUUGUACUUCAAAGAUCUAGGUAUAAAACAGAUUUUCAACCUGAGUCUUUCCUUCAGUUUUUAUAAUAACAGUAUUGUAACUAAUUUUAUCCAUUUUACAACUUAUGAGUGAAUCUUUUGCUCUCUUUGUAGGUCCGCAAAUUAGUUGGACAACGGUGAGUAACUUGGCCAUCUAUGAGCUUUCAAUUUAACCCUUAAACUCCCUGAAGUGAUUAAUAAUAAACUUCUCCCUAAAAUAUCCAUACAUACAUUUAGCAAACAUGUAAUGAGAAUAUUCAGACCUAUCAGAGGCAAAGGUUCUGAUCUAAGUCCCAAUUCUUACACGUAGCUUAUGUACAAGGAAAUGUGUAGUAGCUAGAGGAGAGAAUUUUUGUUGGUUAAUUUUUUUUUUGAUUUGUGGUGUAGACUGGAGGUACACGUACUUUGCAUCUAUAUCUGGUUAGAACAUUGUAUAUCCAGGAAAUGCCAGAGUGAUAUUGUUCAGCUGUGAUUAAAUUUUGAAAAUAUUGUCGUACUAUUAAAUGUGAUUUGCAGGUAUUUUUAGUGGAAUAUGCUGGUCCACUAAUUGUCUAUAUGCUUCUCUAUCUGCGACCUGCUAUUGUGUAUGGAGCUGGUGCAGCUAACAAGCCUUAUGCCCCUGUUGUACAGUAAGUAUUUUUGAAUAUUACUUUAUUUUUCUGACUUCCAUUGCUUGGAUUUGCUUCUUUAUUACUUAAUAUUUGACUCCUGCCUCUCUCUAUCUCUUCAUUAUUCUUUCAACUCCUACCUGAUCUGUGUACUUGUUUAUUUUUUGAUUCAUUUUUCAUGUCUCUGUUCAUUCAUUGAUUUCUUCUUUCAGACAUUCAUUACAAACCUUUAACCCUCAAGAGUGACUAGCAUCUAAUUUCUCCUUACAAUAUCAUCCCUGAAUCACACAUUAAAGUCAUGAGAAUAAAAGAAAUGAUCAGCAACAUAAGAAGCUUUUGAUUGAUAAACAAAUUCUCCUUGUCAGCACCUUAGGAAAUGUAUAAAGAACAGUAUGGAGAAUAUUCAUACUGAUCUUAGAGUGUAUAUAGAGUGUAUUUAUUCUGACAUUUACUGGUAUUUACUUCUUGCUGUUAUUCUUUUACUCAUUUUUUCUUUUUGUCUUUCAUUUCUAUCUUUCAUGUAUUUAGAAUUCUUUUUCUUUCACAUAAUCUAUCUUUGUGUUUCAUUCACUUAUCCAUUCAUUCUUGUUUUGUUUAUUUUUGUCUUUCAAUCUUUCAUUUUUCCUUUGAUCUUUUUCUUGUCAAACUGAACAGUUGUUAAGACAUAAAAAUAAUGUAUUUUAACACCAAAAUUAACUUUUUGUUUUGACUCUCACAGUAUAGCAGCUGCUUGUUGGUCAGGACAUUAUGCAAAACGUUUGUUAGAAACACUUUUUGUUCACCGGUUUUCCAAAGCAACCAUGCCAUUGUUCAACAUUUUUAAGGUAAACACGAGCACUUUUCAACUAUGUAUUGAUAAACAGAACUUUAGGUGUCUUAAAUUGGGGGCAUAAGGUUUUUUACUGUGGUACACAUAAUUGUACACAGAUCAGUGGUUUUGUUUUAGUUCAAUUGUUGUAGCCCAUUCUAGGGGUUAAACUUUUUAUGGUGAUUGUAUUUUCUAAUAUGUUUUUAAUAUUUUUGUUUUUAACUCGUGGUGAUUAUGAAGAACUCUGGUUACUAUUGGUAAGUCAAGAGUAAUAUUAUUCAAGAGUAUGUUGCCACAACUGUGGUUUGUGUCAAGUGUUGUUGAGUUUGCAUACCUCAAAAAUGGUCAUCCUCUGGGGUUAGGGGAGGGGAGGGAAGGGUAGGAGAGGAGGGUAGAGUAGGGUUGAUUGACCCACACAUGUAAAAUUAAGCAUCCCAGGAAAGAAAUAGGAAUCAAAAGUUGCUGUUAACAAGUAACAAUAGAAUUAUAAGCGUGCUGGUAUUAUUGGAAGAAUGUGACCAAACAUAGUAUUUUAUGGCUGUUAAUCAUAUCAUCUAUGAAUGUCUGUUGUUAUGAGGACCUCUAAGCAAUACUUUUUUUGUGCAAUUAUUAAUUUUUACUAGCCAAAUUUAUGUAUCUUUCCUUAGGGGAUAUGGAGCCUUGGUUGGUUAUUUUGUGAACCAUCCAUUGUAUACGUCACCAAGUGAGUUAGACAAUACUUGAAAAUGCUCUAAUUUUUGACUUUAUUAAAUUUUUUUGAGCAUCCUGAAUGCAAUAGCUUGUUAGAGCAGAUGUCUUUUUUUCAGCCUUUUGACUUACCCAGUGUGUGCAUCUGUAGCUCUUGUAAAAAGCUGAAGGUUACAGACAAUAUAUUGCCAUAGUUCAAAUAUUUUUUAUUAUGCUAGUCUUCUAACAGCCAUACUGACUGUUAGAUAAAUUACAGUAUUUCCAUGAAUGUCUGAUUUGAUACCAGACACAGUUGAACAUCUGCAAAGACUGCCUCCUGUGAGGACACUUGCACAGUAAGCAGAGGGGAAUUGUUGAUCCCACCACUCAAACUUACAUGUCAUUGUCUCACCUGGCUUUGAGAUAGAUAAAGUAGUGUUGUUACACAAACUCCAAGCUCUGUGAUCUAAAAACAGCGUGAUUGCAGGUGCCUGCUAAUGUGCUAGGAUGUAGCAAAUUAAGCAUGUGAUUGCAUUUCAGUGCUCAUUAUCACAUCAUGCAACAAAUGAAUUUUUUCAUUUGCUUAUUAGUGUUUGGGGAUGCCCAGAUUUAUACUGGACUCGUUAUGUUCCUGGUGAGUUCUGUUCUCUCUUUAAUUGCAUUUGCUCUAUAGUUUGUUGUUUUGAUUAGAGGGUUGAGUAAUUUAUUUCACAAAUUUCAAAUUAAAAACCUUUCUGAUCCUUUAACAGUCAGUAGGCCUGUCUAACUAAUAUAGCAUUCUCUCAGAUUCAUCAUGGUUGCACCUUUUUUUUCCCAAUCAUUUCUAGUUCAAUGAGUAUGGAAAUUUUGUCAUCCAUUGUGCAUUGAGGGAUUUGAGGCCUGCAGGUAAGUUUGAAGUAUGACAUGAUGUGUUAUUGCAUUGUUGUAAAGAUGUUCCCUGGAUUCGUAGGCAGUAUUGGUUUUUUAAGUACACUUAGUACAAUCAAUAUCUGAUUGGUAUUUGGAGAAAGAUGUUGUUUCUUUCAAUGAGCAAAAAAAGCAUGAACCCAGCAGAAAAGCUGUUUAAUUACUGGUUAGAUCUAGAAAGUCUUGAGACUAUCCUACAUAAUUUGGUACAGAAAACACUUAGCCAGCAUUUUUCUGAGUUUAACCAUGAUUUCCCUAUACACCUUAACAUCAGUAUACAUAUUCUCUCUACUGUUAACUAUAAAAUUGCUUAGGCCCUGACAAGGAGAAUUUGUGAAACGAUCCAGAGCUUCUCUAGUUGGUAAUCAUUCCCUUUAUUUUUGUGACCUUAAGGUGCAAUUCAGGGAUGAUAUUGUAAGGAGAAAUUAGAUCCUAGUCACACUUCCUGUCAGGAGGUUAAUUGUUCUGAUUUUUGAAGCUGCUGGCUUGCAGGCCAGCUUCUUUAACCCUUUUACUCCCAAGAUCCCAUGAGUAAUUCUCCUUACUGUCUGCUAUACAAUUCUUGUGAUGUUAGUUUGGAGAAUUUGGUAUUGGAUCAGCUAACAACCCUUAACUGAUAUUUUUCUCUAUUCUCAUCACUUGUCUGCUUGAUAUUGUAUCAAUAAUGCAGUGAGAAGUUAUGUCUUGGUCACUCAUAGAAGUAAAAGGGAAGAUUUUACCUGUAAGACUUAGAGUUUUAAGUUUUGUUCCCCUGUUCCUAUGCUACAGGCACUAGAGAGAGGAAAAUUCCCUUCCCAACCUCCAACCCCUUCACCAAACUGUUCAGAUUCGUCUCCUGUCCAAACUAUACUUACGAGGUGAGUAGUGUAAUUUAUGUUUGUAAUUGUGAUAUGUAGACAGGCUGGCUCAGUUCAGCUCAGAGCUGGUUGAAAUGGGGGCCUGUAUAAACAAUGACAAGGUUAGACCACAACACCGGGAGCUUUGUUUCCUUCUCUUUGCGAGAAGUGUGUGGGUUCUUUAACAUCCCCUGAAAACUAACACAGAGCAAAGGCAGCAUAUUCUCCUCUCUUGUUUUAUGACUCUGAGUGUUGGUCCGGUCUGUGGUUUGAACCAUCAACCUUCAGCUAGGCAGUCCGGCGCACUACAACGUGAGUGAACUAAGUGCUGAAUGCUUUAAAGCUAAUUUAACAGAAUUUUUAAAAUUAGUUUUGACUGCGACCGCGCCACCCUCUAAAUCCAUAAGACUUGCACCGAAACCAAUCUUGACAUCUCUUGCUUGACCUUCACCACGUGUGUUUAAUUUAAAUCCCCUUUGGCUUCAAUUAUCUGUACUUAUUUUAGGAUCUACAGUGUUCGUCCGGUCUGGGGCAUGAACCCUCAACCUCCAGCAGGGCAGUUCGGCGCUCUACAACGUGAGCUAACCCAGAGUGCUGAAUGCUCUAAAGCUAAUUUAGCAGAAUUGUUUAAAUUGGUUUAGAUUGCGACCGCGCUACCCUUUUAAUCCGUAAGACUUACACUGAAACCAAUCCUGACCUCUCUUUCUUGACCUUCACCACGGGUGCCUACUUUAAAUUCCCUUUGGCUCCAUGUGAGUUUUUCCUUUGUUCUGUUUGGUCGUUGUGGUUACCGUCUAAGGUCGGCAGAGGACUCCAAGCCUUUAAUUUCUCGCAAAGGGUAGGGAACUUAACCUCUGAUUUUGAGAUCUGACCUUGUUUCCAAAAUUGGGGGCAUCUGCAAAGUUUCCUUUAAAAAAAAUUAAUUGGAAACUGCUUAAUGCAGUUAAGCGAAAGUCCCCCGCAAAGUGUUGUAAAGCGCAUUAGAGCAUUAGUGUGGAUAGUGUGCUAUAUCUAGAUCACCUCAGGUUUGAUUCCCAGACGCUUAAUCUGUUGCUAUGUCGUCAAAUUCUUCUAGAUAGCGAGGCUUUCGUUUUUACGGAGUCUCUUCUGAUGUAUCGAAAGAAGCCUACGUAGGAAAAUAUGUUUUUUGCCAAAAUGGAGGUGGUGAUCUUUUCCCCUUUCACCACGAAAUAUAACGCUAUUGAAUCACACUACUGGUACUCAAAAGAUGCUGUAACUUACACUUUAGAACUCUUGCUUUUUUCCCGUCUACUUCAAAAUUUUCGGUGAGCAGCAGUUUGCAAUAUGAUUUUACCUCGAUGAUAACGCUAACAAUAACGAUCACGCAACAAUAACGAUAAAAAUAACGAUAACGGUUAUGGUGUUUCUCACCCAGGUUGGUGCUUGGACGUCAUUUGCUGUGAUGACUCAGACCUUGUCAGGUAGGUGACCGACUUGUGUGGCACUGGCAGUAUCUUUUUCUCUAUCCAGAAGACUUGAAUGUUUCGAUAAUAUGGUUUAGAAUCAAGUUUCGAGCAAACACGUUUGCCAACGGGAACUGCGUGUGCACGCGCAUUUCCUCUGAUCCCGUUUACUUCAAAAUUUACCAUUAGCAUUGUUUAACAAAGGGGUCACUGUGGUUUCGUGGCUUGCGCGCGAGACUCUGUAUCAAGAGAAUAAAGGGGUAAGUUUCUAAAGAAACUGUGGUGCUGCGUCGGUGGGAGAGUAUAGCAGGUAAUUUAGUGUUAACAACUGGGUUGAAAACGUAAAUUAGCCACCGUAAAGGGUAAAAAAGCUGACGUUUCGAGCGUUAGCCCUUCGUCAGAGCGAUUAGAGGAAUUGUGGGUUGUGUGUGGAUUUAUAUGUAGAAAGUGGAGCUACGCCAUUGGUGGGAAUAUGGUGACGAGAAAACAGGAAUAAAUUAGUUGAAUGAAAAGCGCUCGUUGAUUCCGUGGGGAUCAAGGGUGCCGAUUUGGAAUAUAAAUUUUUGUUCUAGUGUUUUACGGCUUUCCGAACUGCCUAGAUGUAAGGAAAGGCCGCAAACUGCCAUAUGCUGUUUAGAAUGAUAAGGAAGAUUAAAGUGUCUAGCGACUGGCUUGGAUGCGUUCUUGUCAUUUCUUUACACAUCGCGAAGGUGUUCUCGGAAUCGGUCACCCAGUCGUCUUCCUGUCUCGCCGAUGUAUAACUUAUUGCAAUAAGUGCAAGUUAUGCAGUAAAUAACAUUGGCGGAGGUACACGUAAAGUGAUCAAUGAUCUUAAUGGAUCUUUUGGGUCCCGAUAUUUUCUCUACGUUAUGAAUGAAAGGACAAGUUUUGCAUCGUGAGCGAGCGCAUUUAAAUUGGUUUGAAAUGAACUCCUGACUAAAAAGUUGCCUAUGUUUUUGUCACGUUUGAAUGAAAUAAGUGGGGGUUGCGAAAAGAUAGUGCCAGUCUCUGAAUCGUUUUGGAGUAAUUUAAAUUUUUUAAGAAUGAUAGAUUUAACUGCGUGGUUGUGAGGGUGAAAUGUAAGAGUAAAUGGAAUGCGGUCAGUGUUUUCCUUCUCGGCCGUUUGUAGUGCUGCCUGUCGAUCGAUUUGUUGGGCACGGUGGUAGCCCGCUUGAACGACAGAAACAGGAUAGCCGCGUUUAUCGAAAAACUGGCACAUUGCCUCUGAUUUUUCGGAAAAAUCAGAGUCGUCACUACAUAAACGACGAAGUCUGAGAAACUGUGAAAAAGGUAUGGAGUUCUUGACGUGUGAUGGAUGUGAGGAUGAAUACAACAAGUAACUAUGAGAAUCUGUAGGUUUGUAGUGAACACUAGUACAUAAACCGUUGCCUUCAAUUGAAAUUUUGAUGUCUAGAAAAGCCAAAGAAGUGUCGGAAAUUUCCCAGGUAUAUUUAAGAGCCGGAUGAAAGGAAUUGACGGCGGUUAUAAAUUGAGUGAGCUCCUCUUUGGUAGAGGAGGUAGCGCCGAUGCAAUCGUCAAUGUAGCGGCCGUAGAGUUGAGGUUUUGGGCCGUGGUAUCGGCUAAAAAAUUGAUGUUCGAUAAAACCUACAAAAAGAUUGGCGUAGCUGGGUCCCAUUUUAGUACCCAUGGCCACGCCAUUAGUUUGUUUGUAGUAGUUACCACCGAAUGAAAAGCAAUUGAGUGUGAGUACUAGUUCGGCCAGACGGAGUAGUGUUUCAGAGCUAGGUUCCUUAAAAGUGCGUUGAUCGAAAAAAUGUUUGAGGGCCCGGAGACCUUCGUCAUUGGGAAUGACAGUGUAAAGAGAUGUUAUAUCCAUGGUGAAAAUAAGUUUGUUUUGGUCGAGGAAACUAAAGUCACGAAAAAUUUCAAGUAUCAAAAUAUCAAGAGGUCUGGGUAUGAGCCUUAUUCUAGUCAUGUUACUCUCAUAAUACCUCUGUCUACCCAGGAGUGUACAUUUGUACCGGUGAACUUUGAGACAAACUGAACGGAAUUCGGGUAAUGGGGUGGGGGGGUAACAUACGAUGGGUACACAUCCCAUCCUGGGAGAGUAGUAGCAGUUCUCUUAGUCGGGUAACAUUUUGGAAAUUGGUAUGAGCUCUUGCCUAAGUGUAACUGUGUACCUCCCCGUGGAGAAAACGUUUGAGAGGUCUGGGUUCGAGCCCUAGUCGAGUGGAGACUCCUUUUUAACGCGUUUUUCUUCCGUUGCAGUUGUCCUUUUCCUCUUGGCCGGAUUCUAUCAGAUGUCCGUCUGGGCUAUUGGCAAACAUCGAAACUAUCGAAAAGAAUUUAAAGAUUAUCCUAAAGGACGAAAGGCAAUUUUACCUUUUCUGCUAUAAACAUCUGGAGGGAACUGUUCCCUCGAAAGAGAUGAACAACCGUCAUGUUGGGAUUUAUUUAGUGAGAAACCAAAGAUAGAAGAUUUCAUCUCUGAGAGUUACCACAAACUUAAGGAAAUUUUCCUUAUUACAUCAUUACCUUUUAAUGAAGGAAGAAGAGAGAAGAGAAAAUUUCUAACUUGGGGAUAUUAUGUGAUUUAACUAUAAGUUCUCAGAACUGAAAUUUUAAGAAACAGUAAGGGAGAGUUACUAUUUAGUUCUAAGGGUGAAAAGGUUAUAUGUAAUUCGAUGUAAUGCGUCAAUACUUUGCCGAGGAGAACUUGCAAACUUUACUAUUUUAUUUGUUCGUGUGUGUUAUAUCUCUCAGAAUAAGUAACUGUUAUAAUUUUUUUUCCCUUAAACUACUGAUUUUUCGGUGAAAUUUUGGUGAUACCUGAAUGAUGAAUAUUAAAUUAUAUAAC
This is a messenger RNA of Pocillopora meandrina, 10086 nucleotides long. NCBI's taxonomy places the organism in Eukaryota, Metazoa, Cnidaria, Anthozoa, Scleractinia, Pocilloporidae. The record is from the annotation of a GenBank genome assembly.